Messenger RNA from Brassica oleracea var. oleracea, 3125 nucleotides. Its product is annotated as ubiquitin carboxyl-terminal hydrolase 2-like. Gene Ontology annotation, cellular component: nucleus; cytosol. The transcript has 3 exons. Bases 127 to 3117 code for a protein of 996 amino acids. Gene Ontology annotation, biological process: protein deubiquitination. NCBI's taxonomy places the organism in Eukaryota, Viridiplantae, Streptophyta, Magnoliopsida, Brassicales, Brassicaceae. The record is from RefSeq and is a predicted model, not a curated record. Gene Ontology annotation, molecular function: cysteine-type deubiquitinase activity; zinc ion binding; cysteine-type endopeptidase activity.
CUCUCUCUUUGUCCUAGCAGGUCACUGAUUAUAAAUACUUUCGUCGAACUCUCUUUCCCUAGGCAAAAAAAGAAAACGAAAUUACAAACUCUUUUGUGCUCUCUUUUACAAAACCCUAGAUAAGGAAUGGGGAAGCAGUUAAAGAAAGGUCGAGCUCCUCCAGGUGGGAAUCAGUUCUCCAAGAAGGUAGCUAAGCAAAGCGCGGAGACAGUGAUGGAACAAAGAUCUUGUGUGCAUUUUGAUAAAUGCGUUGAUUUGAAUAAGUUGUUGAAAAAGAUGAAAGCUUGUGAACGAAUCAAGUGUAGAGAUUGCAAGGAAGGAGUGGACAUGAAGAGAAGAAGUGAAGGGGAAGUUAGUAGCUUUUCUUGUGAUGCUGCUAAGAGAGCUGUUUGGCUUUGCUUGGAGUGUGGCCGUUAUUGCUGUGGAGGUGUUGGUUUGCCAACUGAACCUCAGAGUCAUGUCAUGCGUCACAUCAAGAUGACGUGUCACCGUCUUGUGAUUCAGUGUGAAAACACUCGGUUGAGAUGGUGUUUCGCUUGCCAGUCACUGCUCCCUUUUGAGAAGGAAGUGAAUGGUGAGAGGAAAGAUUUGUUGCUGGAAGCUGUGAAGCUGAUUAAAGAACGUUCUUCAAAGAUUUGCUCUGGUGAAGCUGAGGCUGAAGAAGAUUCACGUUCAAGUAGUAGUAUCUCUGGUGAGAUCAAAGGUUCUGGUUAUGGUGUAAGAGGUUUAGUUAACCUUGGGAACACAUGUUUCUUUAACUCUGUACUGCAGAACCUUCUUUCUUUGGAUCGGUUACGUGACCGCUUGUUUAAAGAGGAUCAGUCUUGUGGCGGGCCUCUUGUUUCCUCCCUGAAGAAGCUGUUCACAGAAGCAGCAUCAGAAGCAGGAUUCUUCAAUAGUGUGAUAAACCCAUGGGACUUUUUUGGUACCUUAUGUUCUAAGGCUCCUCAGUUUAGGGGAUAUCAGCAGCAUGACAGUCACGAGCUGCUAAGGUGUCUGUUGGAUGGUUUGAGCAUCGAAGAAAUGAGUCUGAGAAAGAAGCAUGAUGGUGAUGAGAGUGAGAAACCUACUCUGGUAGAUUCUGUGUUCGGUGGUGAAGUUUCAAGCACCAUCUCUUGUUUGGAAUGUGGACACUCCUCAAAGGUUUAUGAACCCUUUUUGGAUCUCUCUUUACCUGUUCCCUCCAAGAAACAAACCCUCUCUCAGGAAGAGAGAAGUAAACUUACACCACCAACAAAGGUCUUUAAGAAUGUGGAAGACAGCAAAGAUUCAUCAGAACCUGUGUCAACUAUGACCUUUGACAAUAAUCAGGUCCCUGAAAUUAUUGUAACACAAAAGGAGAUGGAAGAAGUUGGUAGUUUUUGGUGUGAAUCUUUUGGAAUAGAAGUCUCUCACAAUGAGACCGAUCUGGUUUCUCAAGGUGGUGUUAGUGAUAAUGACGACGGAAGUGCAAAACAAAAAGAUAAAGAGGCUAUUACGCAGUGUAGUAAAGACACAGCUUCAAGUGGGAUUGAUGAGGCUCAAGUGUGGGGCUAUCCCUUGGCUAAUGAAGAGCUUCCUUUGCUGGUUGUAGAUUCUCAAGUUAUGAAUAUGCCUUAUAAAGGUGACAUAUACUAUGAUGAUAAAACAGUUGCAGAAGGUAAGGGUGAGAAGCAGGCUUGUCCAAUAGUUAGACAGACUUUUGAAAGUAGCACAGAAACGCUGAUGCCUGAUAAUGACGGAAGUGCAAAACCAGAUAAAGAGGCUAUGCAGUGUAGUAAAGAGACAGCUUCAAGUGAGAUUGAUGAGGCUCAAGUAUGGGGAUAUCCUGAUAUAGGGCAUAGCUUUUCAUCUGCAAAGCCAUGCGCUGAUGAAGAGGUUCCUUUGCUGGUAGCAGACUCUCAAGUUCUGUGUAUGCCUUAUAAAGAUGAUAAAACAGUUGCAGAAGACAAGGGUGAGACUUCCUCGUCGUAUGUGAGCGGCCACCAUGACCAACAAACCGUAGAUUAUGUUGACUUUAGCUGGUUUUUUGAAGAGCCUGACGUCGCCUUUGAUGAUAAAACAGUUAGGGAGUGUGAGGAUGAAGUUUCCUCUUCACUCAUGAGCAGCCACCAUGGGAAAACCGUUGAUUAUGUUGACCUUAACGAGCCUGGCGUCUCCUGUAAUGCUAAAACAAUUAAGGAACGUGAAGGUGAAGUUUCCUCAUCACUCGCGAGCAGCCACCAUGGUCAAACCGUUGAUUAUGUUGACUCUAGCGGUUGUUUUGACAAGGCUGAUGUCUCCUGUAAUGAUAAAACAGUUAGGAAAUGUGAAGGUGAAGCUCCCUCGUCAUUUGUGAGCAGCCACCAUGGAAAAAAGAUAGAGAAUGCUGACUAUUACUGGUUUUCUGUCGAGCCUGAGAUAUCUAAAGGACCAGUUUUUGGACCACCAACUAUAGCUGAGGUUUGUGAAGCUGGUUUCAUGGGUGUCAGCAGCAACUCUGAUGCUGAAGUAGUUCUUGAUGAUUUGGAUUCACCUGUCUCUGUAGAAAGCUGUUUGGCUAUGUUCACCAAGCCUGAGAUUUUGUCAGAAGACAAUGCUUGGCACUGUGAGAACUGUUCUACUAACAAACUCCAACGGUUGAGAGAAAAGAGAGAACUAGUUGGCAGUGGAUGGGUGUAUGAUACUAUAUUCAACCAAUCCUUUACAGAUUUCAAAAACUGGGAUACCAUAUAUGAUGAUGAGGCAGUAGAUUCAGAGGAAGUGGUAGUAAGAAGCGCUGCAAUUAAAAGGGUACUUGUAAACAAGGCACCACCUGUCUUGACCAUUCAUCUCAAAAGGUUCAGCCAAAACGCUCGCGGCAGGCUAAGCAAGUUACGUGGCCAUGUUGCUUUCAAUGAGUUUAUCGAUCUUGGCCUAUAUAUGGAUAUGGAGUCUAGGCAGGACGAAGAAGACCAGCCGGUUUACAUGUUGGCAGGGUUAGUGGAGCAUUCAGGGACAAUGGGGAGAGGUCACUAUGUUGCUUACAUUAGAGGAGACGAUAAGGAGAGGAGAGACUCAUCCGUAUGGUAUCGUGCAAGCGAUUAUUUUGUAAGACAGGUUUCUUUUGAAGAAGUUCUUCGUUCUGAGGCGUAUAUCUUAUUCUACCAACUUAUCUGAGAACUCGC